This is a messenger RNA of Frankliniella occidentalis (western flower thrips), 7404 nucleotides long. RefSeq names its product glutamate receptor ionotropic, NMDA 2B (gene Nmdar2). The transcript has 20 exons. Gene Ontology annotation, cellular component: postsynaptic membrane; plasma membrane. Gene Ontology annotation, biological process: monoatomic ion transport; synaptic transmission, glutamatergic; modulation of chemical synaptic transmission. Gene Ontology annotation, molecular function: NMDA glutamate receptor activity; transmitter-gated monoatomic ion channel activity involved in regulation of postsynaptic membrane potential. The record is from RefSeq and is a predicted model, not a curated record. Lineage: Eukaryota; Metazoa; Arthropoda; Insecta; Thysanoptera; Thripidae.
GCCCCGACCACCGCCGCGACGCGCAGCGCUCCGCUCCCCGCGAGCCGCCUGGACCGAGCCGCGCUCGACACGCGCAGAGCCGCGUCUGCAGGCGACGGGCCACCGCCAGACUCUACCCUGUGGAUUACAAAAGUGUGUGUUUGUGUGUGUGUGUGUCUGAGUGGUUGACAGCGGGGCGUGUCCUGGGCGUCACCUUGUGUGCCUUUGAACAAGUCGCCGGCGGAAAGCGUCGUCGCCACAGGGCCUCUUCCGCCUCUUCUAGCUCACGUUCCAGCAGGCCGGUGUCAUUAAUCGCCAUGGGCCGGGCCAGCAGGGCGUGGAGAUGAGAGUCAUGGCCGGGAUGGGGUCCGAGUGACUGGCGGCGCGCCCAGCCCCCACCGGCCCGGUGCAGCGCAGUGCGGCGCGGUCCCCGCCAUGCGUGUGCCCCAGUGGCGGACCGUGGUCCGGUCGGGGGCGGGCAUGCUGGUGCUGCUGCUCGUGUCGGCGGCCCAGGGCGGGGCCGCCCCGCACCGGGACACGCACCGGGACCUGCCGACGCACAUCGGCGACCACCUCAUCAACGCGGACGCUGCUGGCUACGCCGAGGACACCGUUGCCGCUGACCAUUUCGACGCCUCGUCCGACAGUGUUCACUUCGUGGGCGACGACACCCUCCAUGACGACGCCCUCAGCGAGUUCGCCUCCUCUUCGUCGUCGUCCUCGGGGCGCGGUGGGUCGACGUCGACGGGCCGGCGGAGCGGAAUUCAGAUUGGGUCCAACCAGUCGGGGUCCGCGCGCGCGUCGGGCCGCGGCCAGAGCACCAUCAAGAUAGGCGCCACCAAUACUUCGCUGCGGGCCAACAUCUCGCUGCCUAACCGGACGCUGGCUACCACCACAACCAGCACGACGACGACCACCACGGAGGCGGCCAUGACGAGCAGCAGCACCACCAGCACGCCGACAGCGCCUGUCGAGCAGGACGAGGUGGAGGGCGACCACAACCGCCGGCCCAGCGCGGGGUGGGCCAGCGACGCGGAUGGAAAGAAGAGGCUGCGCGUGGGCCUGGUGCUGCCGUACAAGGCGUUCGGCACGAGGGACUACACCAAGGCGCUCACGACGGCCAUUUCGGGCGUGCAGCGCAUGUCGAGCCGCGGCCGCAACCUCCAGGGGUCACGAGGCUUCGACCUGCAGGGCAGGAUCAGCAUGAUGCCGCUCACGCCCAGCCCCAAAGCCAUUCUCAACUCGCUGUGCAAAGAGUUCCUCUCUGUCAACGUGUCGGCCAUUCUGUACCUGAUGAACUACGAGAAGUACGGCCGCUCCACCGCCUCGGCGCAGUACUUCCUGCAGCUGGCCGGCUACCUCGGCAUCCCCGUCAUCGCGUGGAACGCCGACAACUCGGGCCUGGAGCGGAGAGCAUCGCAGUCGAGCCUGCAGCUGCAGCUGGCGCCCUCGCUGGAGCACCAGACUGCCGCCAUGCUGUCCAUCCUGGAGCGCUACAAGUGGCACCAGUUCUCCGUGGUGACGACGCAGAUCGCCGGCCAUGACGACUUCAUCCAGGCAGUGCGGGAGCGCAUCUCCGACGUGCAGGACCGCUUUAAGUUCACCAUCCUCAACGCUGUGCUCUACACGCGCGCGAGUGACUUGGUGGAGCUAGUCAACUCCGAGUCACGCGUCAUGCUUCUCUACUGCACGCGUGAGGAAGCCAUCCACAUCCUGAACAACGCACGCGAGCUCAAGAUCACCGGCGAGAACUACGUGUGGGUGGCGGCGCAGUCUGUCAUCGCCACGGGCACGCCGCCCACGCAGUUUCCCGUUGGCAUGCUAGGGGUGCACUUCGACACGUCGAGCACGUCGCUGGUCACGGAGAUCACCACGGCCAUCAAGGUGUACGCGUACGGCGUCGAGGACUUCGUCAACGACCCACGCAACGCCAACCUGUCGCUCAACACCAAGCUGUCGUGCGAGGGCUCCGGCCUGGGCGACUCGCGCUGGGAGACGGGGGACCGCUUCUACAAGUGCGUCAUCAUUGAUGUUUAGAGCACUGAAGUAUCGUUAUGGCGGUAUCGGAAGCUGGUGUGUUUGAACGUGACCGUGUGUGUGUUACAGAUCGGCGUGUGGAAGUCAUGGGAGAGUGAGGGCCUGGACAUCAAGGACAUUGUGUGGCCGGGCAACAGCCACACGCCGCCGCAGGGUGUCCCGGAGAAGUUCCACCUCAAGAUCACGUUCCUGGAGGAGCCGCCGUAUGUGCAGCUUGCGCCGCCGGACCCCGUCACCGUCAAGUGCAACAUGAAUCGCGGCGUGCUUUGCCGAGUGGCGCGCGAGCAGGACAUGGGCGACAUUGACCAGUUUUCUGCGCACCGCAACAGUUCCUUCUACCAGUGUUGCUCCGGAUUCUGCAUCGACCUUCUGGAAAAGUUUGCCGAGGAGCUGGGCUUCACAUACGAGCUGGUUCGCGUUGAAGACGGCCGAUGGGGCACAUUUGAGAACGGCCGGUGGAACGGACUCAUCGCCGACCUCAUUAACCGCAAGACCGACAUGGUCAUGACCUCACUCAUGAUCAACUCGGAGCGCGAGGGCGUGGUGGACUUCACCGUGCCCUUUAUGGAGACAGGCAUCGCCAUAGCGGUCGCCAAACGCACCGGCAUCAUCUCCCCCACCGCCUUUCUCGAACCCUUCGACACGGCGUCCUGGAUGCUGGUGGGAGUGGUGGCCAUCCAGGCAGCUACCUUCACCAUAUUCCUGUUCGAGUGGUUGAGCCCCGCUGGGUUUGACAUGAAGGUGACGCCAGCGGCUAACCAUCGCUUCUCGCUGUUCCGCACGUACUGGUUGGUGUGGGCGGUGCUCUUCCAGGCCGCGGUGCACGUAGACUCACCCCGUGGCUUCACUUCCAAGUUUAUGACCAAUAUGUGGGCCAUGUUUGCUGUCGUCUUCCUCGCUAUAUACACUGCCAACCUCGCUGCCUUCAUGAUAACCAGAGAAGAAUUUCACGAAUUUACUGGAGUCGAUGAUUCGAGGCUCAGCAAACCAUACAGCCAUAAGCCAAUGUUUAAGUUCGGCACCACACCUUUCUCGCACACGGACUCCACCAUAAAGCGAUACUUCGCCGACAUGCACGCCUACAUGAGGAAGUACAACCGGACGUCCGUGCAAGAGGGCAUCGCGGCCGUGCACAGUGGGGAGCUGGAUGCGUUCAUUUACGACGGCACGGUGCUCGACUACCUGGUUGCCCAGGAUGAGGACUGCCGGCUCUUAACAGUGGGGUCGUGGUACGCCAAGACGGGGUACGGUCUCGCCUUCAGCCGCAACUCCAAAUAUGUCCAGAUGUUCAACAAACGACUCCUGGACUUCAGAGAGAACGGUGACCUGGAGAGGCUGCGGAGGUACUGGAUGACGGGGACUUGCAAGCCAGGCAAGCAGGAGCACAAGACCAGUGACCCGCUCGCCCUGGAACAGUUCUUGUCCGCCUUUCUAUUGCUCAUGUCCGGCGUGCUGCUGGCUGCCAUCCUGCUCUUCUUCGAGCACAUCUACUUUAAAUACAUCCGCGUCAAGUGUGCCAAAACGGACCAGGGUGGCUGUUGCGCGCUCCUCAGUCUCAGCAUGGGCAAAUCGCUCACCUUUCGAGGCGCCGUGUUCGAAGCGCAGGACAUCCUGCGCCACCACCGAUGCAAGGACCCCAUCUGCGACACCAACCUAUGGAAAACUCGGCACGAGCUGGACCUCACGCGCCUCAGGGUGCUGCAGCUGGAGCGGACUUUAGACGCGCACGGCAUUAAGCCACCCGCAAGGCACAUUAACGCCCCGCACGCAGGUGUGCUCAUGUCGCGGGAUAUGACGAGGAACCACGUGUUCAACAACGAGUUCGGCGCGCGCUUCUACAGGCCAGACGAGCGCGAGGUGCAAGAGAUGGAGACGGUUCUGUGAUAGUCGCGGGCUGUGACGCCACCCGUGGUGCAGCGGGCGCAUCCUGGGCCGUAUCCGGCCGACUCCCCCAUCCACUUGGGGCCGCGCUCCGGCAGCACCACGUCCUCCUGCGGCGUGGCAGUGACGGUUAACCGCUACUGACCUGGGGGCCACCGUUCCCCAGCGCAGCAGGCACCCGCCCCGUGCGUCAGAGCUGGUUCUGACUUAGGCCGGAGCCGGCGCGGCGGCGGUAGUGGCGUGGCGUCCAUACAGCCUUCGUUCUCGUCGCCCUCAGCGCGACAGUACCCUUUUUCGAACAUUUCGCUCGAGUACCGAUAACUAUCAUGAUAAAUAUAAAUAAAAUUGUUGUUAUUGCUCAAAAUAGUGCGCGAGAGAAAGACCUGACAGAACAUUAGUGUUUUAAUAUUGUGAUAACGGGACAGAUAUAGAACGAUGAGAGCGUUUCCCUGAAUGAUGUGCUAGAAUACGGGGUUAGUUCUCUUGUUGUGUGCAAAUAUUAAAAAGUAAUUUUGACUGGGGUAUUGCUGAGUGAUGAUUUCACCAAUUUACAGUGUUAAGGAAAAAGACCAAAUUCACUAUGGCUCAUUUUCCCCAAACGAUGGGUUUUUGAUCACUCAGCCACCUGCAGUUAUACUUGUGUGCCUCUAUUUGUAUGUAUAUUGCCUAAAAGAGUGCCUAGAACAGAAUAAUUGAUGUUCAUGCUAGAGCAUAUAGCGUCCGAUGCCACCGGGCUGAGACUCUCUGGAGUGUUAGUUUUGUCUCUCACAACACCAAAGAGUAUUUAGACGAAAUCAUUUUAUGCCGGGCUGAUAUUAAAUUUAAGUAUGGAUACUGUUACUGCCCUCUAGAUUAUAACAGUUUAUUAAUAAAAGAGUGUUCUUUUAUUCAGCAAUCCCGACUGAGCAUUUAUGUAGAUUUCUGCUUGAAUGAGAACUGUGAGUUUUUUUCUCAGUCGUUAUACCAGUCUCUACAAGUAUACUGGUAUGUUAAUAACAGACUACUAUUCACCUGUGAUUUUCUUACAGGUUUUAAGUUAAGGUCUUGUUUCUUAUACUCGUUUAUAUGCGGCUUACUGGGACUGAAAUAUUUUCAUUACUUUCUGUUUAUUCUGCCCCUUACACAUGUAUUUUUUUGUUUACUGAGAUGCGAUAUUUUUGUGAAAAGCGUUGUGUCUAAAGUACUCAGGGCGAUCAGAGAAACAAACAUUACAGUAAAAGUUUAAUUAUGUCCUGUUGCUUGGUAUUAUUGAAAAUCAAGGGUAAUAAGGAGGGAGAUCAGGUGUGCUUUCAAUUUUAGUAUUAUAUGUGUAAUUGCAAUUUAUUGUGUUAUUCGUCCAAAGCAGAGUAUAUUCUUGAUUUAAGGAUAGAAUUUAUGUUGGGCUGGUGACUGAUUAACACGAAUAUAUUUUUUUAACAGACACCGAACAGUCUGCACCAAGGUUGAUCGGCAUAUGAUGCCCGUGUCAGUAUGGUUUGGACAUCCAUUUGUCUGCAGAAUUCCAAUAAUAGUAUUAAAAUGGUCUGCAAGAGAAUCCCACGUCAUGCAUUAUUCUGGCUGGUUGGAUAGAACAUGUUUAAAGGUAACAUUAAUAGUACACUGGCAAAACAAACGUAACGUGCGUCACGUUUCUUGAUGCACUCUCCAGGGAGAACGUUUCCUGAUCCACUCUCCCUGUGAUGCCCCUAUCCUUUUGCAUGGAGUGCAGUGCAUCAAGAAACGUUCUCUUCUGAGGAGAGUGCAUCACGAAACGUGAUGCACGUCACGUUUGUUUUUCCUGUGUAGCGGUCUGUCUGAGUGAUAAAAUAGGUUGCCUAUAAAAAGUUGCAGAUGUGAAUUACAAUCAAUAACGUGAUUGACCAUAUCAUCACCAUCAAUAAUUUCUUUUUUGGCCAAGUAAAAUAAUGAAUCAUUGGAACGUUUUCUAUUUCAUUUUGCCCUCUCUAACUGUUAGCAUCUCUGUAAUUCAAAUUACAAGAACGUGCAGGAACUUAUAAGAGACUCACUGUAAAUAUGCAGAAUUGUUUGAAUGUAAAGUUACGUAUAAGACCAACUGUUUCUCAAGGCAAAUGGACGUAUAAACUAUUUCAUAAGACUUUUGAGGGUUUGCUACGUUGGUCGAGAACAAUAGUGUUCGAAUGUGUUCAUGCUCAAUUACUAUAUUCAUUCAAAUUGAAAUGCCUCUGAGUAGGAUUUAACUUCAUGAACGAAAAAAAAACAGUACGACGAUGUCGGUACUACUAAAUGAAUGCUUGUUCUUCACCUUUGGAAUUAUGACGGUUUCAAGUUUGUAAAUGUCAAUCCCCCAAGAAGUUUUAAAAACUACCCGGCAAAAGCAAUCUUGGCUGGGAGCACCAUUAGAGUUUUCAUGGGAGGAUGGAGGUAAAGCAGAAGAAAAACCUACAAUGUUAACAAUCAUUGAACCAAAUUGUGCUAAGCAUAGUUGAUGUGGCAAGUGUUAUAAAUUGUUAUUGUUAUUCCUGUUGUUAAUAAUUUUCCCAUAGGAAAAUGCUUCUGUAACUGCUUACUUGACCAUCAAAGCCAAACAGUGAUUGUUCUGUUGAUUACAAAUUUGUUUAUUGAUUAUGUGCCAAAAUUGUAAAAACAAAAUAUAUUUCUACGAAAUAAUGAGAUUACAACAGAGUGUGUAGCUUAUACGGCAGAGCUCAGUUUAAACAUUUGUUUUCUUUCUCAAGGAAUUGGAUGAGGCAGAACAUUGAGAACAAUGUUUCGGAUUAAUAUCUUAAAUCUACUUGAUAGAAAUUUUUGACAGCAUUUGCUCAGAAUUUAAAACAUUUUUAUGUACUAUGCCCAGUUUAGAAGUGGUCGUCUUCACGCUGGCGUGAGGUGGGUGAGUAGGAGGGAGAGGAUGUGCAUCCGAGGCAGACGAGAGAGCGGAGAUGCAGCGGAGGUCGACAACCCCUCCACGCUUCCCCCGCUUUCCUACUCACCCACAUCGUAAAAAGAACACUUGUUGAACUAGAUAUAGCAAUGCAGUCAUUCUAUUAGCCAUGUGGUAUGUGAUAUUUGUCCUUGAGCGUUUUUAGGGUUGAAAAUUAAAAUAUAAAACUUCAGAAUGCAGAAUUGUUGACAUUCUAUUUUAACGGCCUCAUUUGAAAUGUGAAAAGAAACACACGUAUCAAUCCCCCGCAACUAAAUCAAGAAUCUGAAAAAACUGCAAAUAAAAAAAUUGUUACAGAACAGUUAACAUAUUAAAACUAAACUAAUAAUUAGAGUUAAACGUUAGAAAUUUAAAUACUAUGCUUAAGUAAAACUAUAACUAAAUAAUAAAUCGACAAAUAAAAGAUUUGCAUGUUAACUAACAAAUUUUAUCACUGUUUGGCUGGUCUAGACAAACUGUUUGAUAAGUUGCUAAAAAACACAUAUUUAAAAGAAAGGUGUCCUGUAGUGAAGUCCAUACCUUAAAGUUACACAACUGUGCUCUUCGAAAGCAUUGUUUAUAACAAUUUAAAAUGUACAGCAAAUAAAAAGAUUGUGGUUGUGAUC